Molecule: messenger RNA, 156 nt
Organism: Symbiodinium sp. CCMP2456
Lineage: Eukaryota; Dinophyceae; Suessiales; Symbiodiniaceae
Source: the annotation of a GenBank genome assembly
AUGUUUCCUCCUGGCCGGACGGGCGUACAUCGCACUUCGACGCUCCAUGCCUUUGUGGGUGUCGCUCCUUCGAGUUACCGGCCAGGCAGGUGGUGCAGGCUGCGCAGGAUUGCGGGCAGAUGCGAAUUCUGCCGUCGUGGUUGUUACAGCUGCUGA